Molecule: messenger RNA, 3120 nt
Organism: Pocillopora verrucosa
Lineage: Eukaryota; Metazoa; Cnidaria; Anthozoa; Scleractinia; Pocilloporidae
Source: RefSeq, a predicted model, not a curated record
GCAUCUCCGAACUCAGAGAAAGUUCGGAAACUUGGAAUGAGCUUAGAGAAUUAGUCGUGUAUUCUAUCAUGUCUAAUCUAAGUGUAACUCCAAAUAAGAUCCGGAAGGUCGACCCCGUUGACGGAGCACAAAAUUCGCAUUCCGAUCAGCAAGAAACUAUUGAAGAAAUCAAUGCUGUGCAGAAUCAAAUCGACGCGCUAAAUGAGCAAGCGUCCGAGGAGAUUUUAAAAGUUGAGCAGAAGUACAACCGACUUCGAAAACCACACUUUGAGCAGAGAACAGACCUCACGAAAAAGAUACCAAACUUCUGGAUGACGGUUUUCAUAAAUCAUCCACAGAUGCAGUUGUAUAUAGAUGAGGAAGACGAGGAAGCUUUGCAGUACAUGACAUCCUUAGAAGUUGAAGAGUUUGAAGAUAUUAAGUCUGGUUACAGAAUAAAAUUUGGGUUUGCAGAGAAUCCAUAUUUUACAAAUGAAGUGCUCUUUAAGGAAGUUAUUGUCAAUGAACAUGGCCAUCAGUUAUCUAGGGCGACUCCUAUAAAGUGGAAAGGAGGAAUGGACCUUACUGAGCGAUACAGGAGACAGAGAAGAACUAAACUAGAAAUAAUGAAAGGCGAAGAACCACAAACCUUUUUUAGAUGGUUCACAAAUCAAGAGUCUGGAGAUGAGUUAGGAGACACAAUUAAAGAUGACAUAUGGCCAAACCCAUUGCAGUAUUUCUUGGGUUCCACAAGUGGAAUUCAGGAAGAGGAUGAGGAAGAUGAUGAUGAUGUUGAGGAUGAUGAGUCAGAAGAUCAGGAUGAUGUAGUAGUAGUGGAGGAAGAAGAUGAAGAUGAUUUGGGUGAUGAGGGGGAAGGAGAAGACGAAGAAGAAGAAGAGGAUGAUGAUGAUGAAGAUGAAGAAGAGGAAGAAGUGGUUGUUGAAGAGGGAGAAGAAGAAGAAUUGGCAGAAGGAGAGGAGGGGGAGACACCUGUUGUGUAUGAGCUGGAGGAAGAGGAUGAAGAUGGUGAUGAGGAAGCAGAGCAGGGGGAGGAAGCCAUUCUCGAAGGAGAGGAAGACGAUGAGGAGGAUGAGGAAGAAGAUGAAGGAGUUGAACAAGAGGAUGAUGACGAGGCAGACGAAGGAGAAGACGAUGACGCCGAAGAAGAUGAUGAGAGCAAGACAGAGGAAUAACAGAGUUCCAUUUUUAUCUUUGUGUAAUUAAGAUAUCGUGUUCAAGUCAUCUACUAAAUUGUGGAUAUUUCUCCUUGACGCUCAACUGCUGAAACAUUCAACUUUCUCCCCUAUUGAACUUACACCGUGAGUUUGCUUUCCAGACAAUCAACGACUUAUUGUUUUACAAAAUUCCUAUUUUUAUAUGCGCUUUAUCAAUUCAGUGGUUUUCAUUCACAGGUUUGCGUGACUCAUUGCUCGAUGCCCAGUAUCACAAAUGCGUGUCUCGCAAUCCUUUAGUAGGUGUGUCGGAUGGCGGACAGUCGCUCCACUUCUAUUUCUAAAAUUCAUUGUUCCAAUGACGAAAAGUUAUCCUUGUUCGAGAACAGUCAGUUACAUUCUUCGAGCAAUGGAUCGCUGAUUUCUGAUUGUUCAUCCAGAGUAAAUAACCUCUUGUAGAUAGCAGUUGAUUAUCGAAGAUAUGUGUGUAAUCCAAGAGAAGGGGUUAGUUUCUAAAGAAACUGUUGUGCUGCGUCGGAGGGCGAGUAUAACAGGAUAAUUGGAUAUUGUCAACUGAGUUGAUAACGUAAAUUGGCCUCCGUAAAGAGUUUCAAAGCUAAUGCUUGAAACGUCAACUUUGAAACUCUUUAGGGUGGCCAAUUUACAUUAUCAACUCCGUUGAUAAUGCCAAAUUACCCUGUUAAUCAAAAGGAAAUAUACGUUUCUCUUAGCAGUUGUAUGUUCUCCCAGGGCUAUGCAUGUAUUUCUAAAGUUCUUAACGUUAUCCUAGAAGAAACAUGUGGACAUGCGUAGUCCUAAAUUUGUGACGUAAUGUGCUUACAACACUUAGGUAAUUUGGAAGUUCCUUCAGAGGAAGGCGUUUUUAAGUUAGUAGGUGCUAUCGUGUCAUUAUUUACCCAAACGUUCAGCCUGAGCGACAGUCAUUUGAUAUAGUGUUGCUGUAACGGUUCUUGUAAAAUUGUAUCUACUUCAAGUCACUAAGUUCUCUCACGCGCAAAUAAACUCGAAAGCCACUCUGGAGGUAGAGCAAAUGUAGGAAAACGCUCGAAUAAAUGGCGAGAACAGAUUAACAGAGGGACGCCGAAAAAAUCGGGGAAAUGCAACUGGCAAGCACUAGAAAAUUGUUAGGCUGAACCCACUCGGUGGUCAUUGUGAACAUUGUAACGACUCAGUGACGUACCCUCAGGUUGUAAGAACCAAGUUGUCUUGCACGAGUUACAAACAACCGUAUAACUGAGCCAUUAAGUCUGGGUGUUUUAAAAGCGUUUAACUUUUUUGUUGAAGCCCAAAACCGAAUGGUAAUGAACACAAUACUUAUACUUGAAAAGCUUUGUGUUUGAAAAGUCUCGAGGUUUCCUUUUCCCUACUUUUGUUUCCUUUGAAAGAUUUUAAGAAGCGAAAGCAGUUGUUUCUUAUGUUUUCCUUUGAAGUUUUACGCAUGAAAUAGGUGCACGGCUGGCGAGAAGUGAUCCCUUCACGCAUGCCCGACGUUUGACCGCUGUGUUAGCUUAAUCUUGCUUUAAAUUAGUCCGUAAAUUAUCUGAUUUGUUAGAGACCACUGGGUUUCUGCUAUCAAUGUUCGUAGUCACUCCAGGCAUUCGAAGUUCGUUUGCCAGCCGUAAAAUUUGUCAGACUCGAUUUAUAAUUAGCACAUCCCCCUUAAAAAGCUUCAUAAAAAGGGAUGAGUUUUACGUUUGCCAAUUUUCAGAAAUUAGUUUGAGAUGUACGAUAAAAAAUAUUCCUUUGUUCUUUCAAAGGUGUUGCUACCCGACCUUUCGUCUGAAGCCUUUGCGAUAAACCGUGCAGGUGCUAAAGGUGCUGUUACGAACAUUGAAGUUCGUAACAGAAAUCUCAGUCUUCCAAUCAGACUUUAGCACCUGCAUCAUGUGAUUGCCCUAAUUUAUAGCAAACUGUAUAUCAUUUGAUUGAAAUAAAGGGUUUUAAAUAA